This is a messenger RNA of Durio zibethinus, 2012 nucleotides long. Its product is annotated as mannan endo-1,4-beta-mannosidase 2-like. The record is from RefSeq and is a predicted model, not a curated record. Gene Ontology annotation, molecular function: mannan endo-1,4-beta-mannosidase activity. Lineage: Eukaryota; Viridiplantae; Streptophyta; Magnoliopsida; Malvales; Malvaceae. Gene Ontology annotation, biological process: polysaccharide catabolic process.
UUUUGACGGGGGAGGGAGACAAUGAGGUCAUCACACGUGGCACAUGGGUGUUGAAUAGAGAGACUUGUUUCAGUGGCUAUUUAAAAUUCAAGGAAACCGUGGCAAAUCAGGUGCGGUGGAAAGAUCUGAUUUUAACCAGCGAGCUGAUUCCAACAGUCCACCAUCCACCUCCAACCUAUCCUCACAUCUCACACUCCCAUUCCUAUAUUUUUUUCCCUCUUCCUCCUUGUUUUGACAGUCUCUCAAGAACACAAGUUAGGUGUUCUUUCUUUUCAGUUUUUUCUCAUGUGGUCUCAACCUACCUCAUUUCUUGCAUCAUCUUCUGGUAAUAAAAUCCCAAAUCCUAAACAGAAAAACGGCAACUUUCAUAUCUAUCUUUCUUUCGUUGAACUUGCUAUGUCUUAAAAGGAGUCAUUUUUGUUUUGUUUUUGGUAACCUUAUGAAGAGGGAUAUGCGUUCACAUUUGAGUUCAAGGUUCCUUUCUAUAUAUAGAAAGAUGGUGGGUGGGAAUGGGCUGUUAUACCCAAUUCUUGGAUUUGCAUCAUGUGUGGCUUUUAUUUACAUGUCAUUCGGCGACUUGAAGUUUAGUAGUUUCCCUGAGGAACCAAGGAUAAGUUUUGUGGAAAGGAAUGGGACUCAGUUCUUUUUGGAUGGUAAACCGUUGUAUGUUAAUGGGUGGAAUUCUUACUGGUUAAUGGCCCAUUCUGUGGAUGAAAAUAGUAGAUCUAGGGUCAGUGCAAUGCUGCAAGCUGGUGCAAAGAUGGGUCUCACUGUUUGUAGAACUUGGGCCUUUAAUGAUGGAGGUUAUGAUGCUCUCCAGAUUUCCCCUGGGCAAUUUGAUGAGCAAGUUUUCCAGGCCUUGGAUUAUGUCAUUGCAGAAGCAAGGCAACAUGGAAUUAGGCUGCUUCUUAGCUUAGUAAAUAACUUGCAAGCAUAUGGUGGAAAGACACAGUAUGUCAAGUGGGCAUGGCAAGAAGGUGUUGGUUUGAGCUCUUCUAAUGAUUCCUUCUUCUUUGAUCCAUCAAUCCGCAAAUAUUUCAAGAAUUAUGCCCUGACUGUCCUCACAAGGAAGAACACCAUUACUGGAAUUGAAUAUCGGAAUGAUCCCACCAUCUUCGCUUGGGAAUUGAUGAAUGAACCCCGUUGCAUGUCUGAUCCUUCUGGGGAUACCCUUCAAGAUUGGUUAGUAGAGAUGUCAGCUUUCAUAAAAUCAAUUGACAAAAAUCAUCUAUUGACCAUUGGCUUGGAAGGAUUUUACGGUCCUAAAAGCCCUAAGAAGUCAACUGUGAAUCCAGAAGAGUGGGCGUCAGCCCUUGGAUCUGAUUUUGUUCGCAACUCCAACAUUACAAACGUUGAUUUUACCUCUGUUCACAUAUACCCCGACCAUUGGUUUCAUGAUCUAGGAUUUGAGGGGAAAAAAAACUAUGUUUCCAAGUGGGUGCAUUCACACAUUGAAGAUUGUGACAAAGAACUGAAGAAACCUGUCAUGUUCACUGAAUACGGCUUGUCAAACCAGAACAAAGACUUCGAGCCAUCCCAGCGAGAGCAAUUUUAUAGCACUAUUUUAGACAUCAUCUAUAAAUCUGCAAAGAAGAAAGGGUCUGGGGCAGGUGCUUUAAUCUGGCAAUUCUUUGUUGAAGGAAUGGAAGAGUACAAUGAUGAUUUUGGGCUUGUACCGUGGGAAAGCCCUUCAAUUUACAAACUGACAGUAAAACAAUCAUGCAGAUUGGCUAGAAUCCAAGGACUCAUUCGAGAAAAAAGAAACUUGAAACAACUAUGUUCCGAAAGAGAGUAAAAUUUGUGCUAUCAGAGAUAGAAAGUUUAUUGGUAUUGUACUUUUUUUUUUCUCAUAGCCAUACAAAUUACAAUAUGGUUAAAUAGAUAUGCAGAUAUAGCACUAGGUUGCAAGUUUGCACAAAUUUCUGUAGCACUGUCGUGACCUCGGAGAAUGUUGUGGGUUACAGCACUGCUAACAUUUUCCACCCACUCAAUAUAUUGGUAUAAUUUUUAGA